GCUGGUGCUUCUUGCCUUCUUCUAUAAAUGUUUCUGAAACCUCUCAGGCUAAAAUACAAGCUCGUCUCACUCUUCAUCAUCUUCUUCUUCUUGUUCUCAUCUUGUUAUCUUUAUCUUCCCAUGCCCUCCACAAAUCUGUGAUUUUGAGCGAAGUUACAUGUCUGACCUCAUCACGUGGUUUGCUACGCAGCCUGUUUAAUUUUUUACUCCAGCCUGCACCCUGAAGCUUAGUACUAGCUUGCCUUUUGUAUUGCGAAAAAGAAAAGAAGAAGGGAAAUUUGUAAGUUGUUCUCCUCCGAGGUUUGAAACGAAGCAAAAAGCUCUCACCUUCGAUAGAUUUCUCGGGUUCUACUUUAUUGGUUCUGUGCUUUCUGAGAAUCUCGAGGACAAACAAACAUGGCGGCCGACAACAAUGAUAAGAACGGUUCAAGACAGCCGUUGUUGAAGAAUCGCUACCAUGAGAACUGCCCAGGAUGUAAAGUGGAUCAAGACAAGGAAAUGCAUCGAGGCUUACCGGUAAAGCAGCUUCUCAACGUAUGGAUGGUGACUCUAUGCACCGCACUGCCUGUGUCAUGUCUCUUCCCAUUUCUUUAUUUCAUGGUAAGAGAUUUUGGUGUUGCAAAAACGGAGGCAGAUGUCAGUUCCUAUGCUGGUUAUGUGGGAUCUUCAUUCAUGUUUGGCAGAGCUUUAACAUCAAUUCCAUGGGGAAUGUUUGCUGAUCGGUAUGGUCGAAAAAAUGCUAUUGUUAUAGGUCUUGUGGCAGUUAUUGUGUUUAACACACUAUUUGGCCUUAGCACAAGUUAUUGGAUGGCUGUUAGCACAAGAUUUCUUCUUGGAAUCUUAAAUGGUUCGCUUGGACCAAUAAAGGCUUAUGCUACUGAGCUUUUUAGAGAAGAACACCAAGCUUUAGGACUCUCAACUUUUAGUUCAGCUUGGGGCAUAGCUUUAGUCAUUGGCCCAGCACUGGGAGGCUAUUUGGCUGAGCCAGUAGAGAAAUAUCCACAUGUAUUUCCAAAAGGUUCCUUAUUUGAUAAGUUUCCAUACUUCUUGCCCUGCUUUAUAAUAUCAGUCUUUGCACUUGCUGUACUGGUUGCAUGUAUCUGGCUUCCGGAAACGUUGCAUAACCACAAUGUUGGUAAUGAGUUCACUGACGAUGCAGAAGCCUUGGAAAAAGGAAUCACAGGAAAGACAGUUCAGAAAACUGAAAACCUCCUUCUGAAUUGGCCUUUGAUGUCAUCCAUUAUUGUUUAUUGCAUUUUCUCACUGCAUGAUAUGGCUUAUACAGAGGUUUUCUCUUUAUGGGCCGUCAGUCCUCUAAAGCUAGGGGGUUUGAACUAUUCAACCGAUGAUGUUGGUAAUGUUCUUUCAAUAUCAGGUUUUAGUCUGUUGCUCUACCAAAUCUUCCUUUACCCAGCUGUGCAGAAAGUUUGUGGACCUGUGAGACUCACUCACAUUUCAGCGGCUAUAUCCAUACCUCUCCUACAAAUGUAUCCUUUCAUAGCAUUGUUGCCUGGCUUUGCAAUGAACCUAUUGAUAACUAUUGCCUCUGUCCUUAAGUUUUGUCUCUCUGCAACCAUUAUUACUGGUUUCUUUAUCCUGCAAAACAGAGCAGUGGAACAACACCAAAGAGGAGCUGCUAAUGGUAUUGCUAUGACUGGCAUGUCAAUUUCGAAAGCUGUUGGCCCUGCUGGAGGUGGUGCAGUAUUAACUUGGUCCCAAAAGCGGGUAAAUGCUUCUUUCCUCCCAGGUUCUCAUAUGGCAUUUUUUGUGCUGAACCUAGUAGAAGCACUUGGAGCGGCUAUGAUGUUCAAACCCUUCCUGGCUGAGAAGGAGGAAACAGCAUCAGAGCAGUUAGAAUGAUUUCAAUAACAUGCAUUUUAAGCUCGUAGAUUGAUUAAAGCAAUCAUCAUCAGACUUUUUUUUUCCAAGUCUGAAGGGGUAUCAGCAGAUAAUAACACGCUGUUAAUGAAGUCUGAGGGGAUGAAAA
Neltuma alba is the source of this 1987-nucleotide messenger RNA. RefSeq names its product protein ZINC INDUCED FACILITATOR-LIKE 1-like. The record is from RefSeq and is a predicted model, not a curated record. NCBI's taxonomy places the organism in Eukaryota, Viridiplantae, Streptophyta, Magnoliopsida, Fabales, Fabaceae. Gene Ontology annotation, cellular component: plasma membrane; plant-type vacuole membrane. Gene Ontology annotation, biological process: transmembrane transport; regulation of stomatal closure. Gene Ontology annotation, molecular function: solute:potassium antiporter activity. The transcript has 17 exons. The coding region runs from base 397 to 1860 and encodes 487 amino acids.